Messenger RNA from Neurospora crassa OR74A, 2026 nucleotides. RefSeq lists its product as hypothetical. The coding region runs from base 172 to 1215 and encodes 347 amino acids. The record is from RefSeq and is a predicted model, not a curated record. Lineage: Eukaryota; Fungi; Ascomycota; Sordariomycetes; Sordariales; Sordariaceae. The transcript is spliced from 3 exons.
CUCCUACAUCCAUCACACAGCCUGCCUUCCAACGUCGGAGACACACAUGUCCAACUCGCCACUAUUGUCCAGCUUUCAAGGGUCCUCUUCAUUUUUUUCACCUGACAAAGUUCCUCUCUCAAUUCUCCUUUCGCAACUCUACGACGACACGGUAGCUGCAUACUGUACCCUAUGUCUACCGCACUCUCCAUCCUGCAAGAUGCCCUGGCCAAGGAGCUGGAUUCCCUGAGUGACCCGGAGGACUGGUCCGAAUUCGGCCUCAUGGAUGUCGAGGAAGACACAUCAACACCGGAGGAGGUCUCAGCGCUGCGCGAGUUCGUACAGGCCUACAAUACCCCAAACGCCCUGGACGCAGAGGAGACAGCUCGCAAGCUCAUGUCGCUGAAUGAGGACCGCGUACCAUGCGAUGGUGACUUCGACAAGGGCUGGCGAAUUUCCUGGCUGCUAUAUGAAGUUGGCAUCCAGAUGGCACAAUAUCAAGUCGCUAUCCUGGUAGUUGCCGACGCCAUUAUGGCCCUUCCCCGCUUAGAUGCGACACCUGAGCAGGAAGUCCGGUUCGGGAAGGAGAAGUUGGAGCGGUGGAGGAAAUUGGAAGUCUUUUGGUAUGACUGCUGGAGCGAGAGAUGGGAUAGGUAUAACGCGUUUCGAUACAGUACUGCAUCUGGCGCAUACAUCUGUGCGAAUGCAUGGGUGGCCCGUCAUCUUGUGCUACACCCCCCCGACAUUUACUACACCUCUGAGCUAAGUUUAGCCUUCAGCCGGAUGAUGUUGGCCCUUGAGAAAGAUCAGUGGAACUAUCCUUAUGUGCGAGAAGAUGGUGAUGCCACCUUCCGCUCGCCCAAAGACUGGACUAUCACCAUGCUUAACACCGACGUUCACGCCUUGGUCCCAUUCUUGGUGAUAGCAGGAGACAUAAUGUACCGAUAUACCGACAGAGAGAUGAUAGCGCGGAGGUUCGCAGAGGCAGGUCAAGAAAACCAUGUGCACAACACAAGGGAGUUUUGGCAGCGAUUCAGUACAAACCGUUCCGAAAGAUCCUUGUGGAAGGCAGAGAAGAAAGUCGACCAACAUGAAUGGCUGACGCGAGAGAGGUGGGCUUUUUGGAAGAAAAGAUUGGUAUGGAUUUCAGAGCAGACCGAGCUCUUACAGCGGACUCGGGACGAGGCGAUCAUGCUUGUGCAGCUGAUGACGGAGAUCGAGGGUCGUGGGGCGUAAACACCAAGAAACGCAUCACGCUACAACGGGGCCACGGAGACACAGUCAACGCCAAUGAACACAACGCAUUAUUGCCUUCCCCUUGAAACUGUUGCCUUGUCACUGUCAGCCUUGCAGGGCAGGUAGCAAAAGUAUCUUGGAUUCUACAACCCAAACAAGUAAGACCGCCUUGCUGAACACUUAUGAUACCCGACAUGUAUGCGCGAACAAAAUUCACUUCAACACUCACAGCCAGUAGUGGCGGAAAGUGACAUGUUCCGGUCAGAAUUUGCCGUCACAACACUACCUACCUACUUUGGAAUGGUCUAUUCUCUCUCCCCUGGUCAAAAUUCACCCGGACAUGCGACUCGGGACUGUCCGACGCGCAUGUCACAGACAAGCAGAUUUUGUCCAAGCGGAUUCGACUGUGGCCUAGAUUAUAUCCGUCCAAUUAUAUGCUAUUCAUUCGGACAUCGUGGCUUGGACAAGUUACCUCCAGAGGGCCUUCACCUUCUACAAUCGACUCGCAUGAAUGCGAAGACCGAGUGUCAUAUCGGUCCGUAAACCCUAUCAAUAUCACUACAGUGACCACACCAACCGACAGUACAGUAUCAAGUUACGACAUCCUCCCGGACACCUUUUCCCAUGCCGUUGCCGGAGAACCCAACUCCACCGGAAGACUUCGGUACCUACUAGCUGUGUAGGUAGAAGGCACCGAGGCAGCAUGAAAGUAGUAGCCAUAUGUACUUGUGACUUGCUUCGAGCGGCACGACCGGGAGGAAGAGAACUCCACCACCUCGCAAACGUCGUGAACAAUGGAACCCAUGCAAAG